This is a messenger RNA of Salarias fasciatus (jewelled blenny), 3332 nucleotides long. It is a transcript of the gene ints3, whose product is annotated as integrator complex subunit 3. The transcript is spliced from 29 exons. The record is from RefSeq and is a predicted model, not a curated record. Lineage: Eukaryota; Metazoa; Chordata; Actinopteri; Blenniiformes; Blenniidae. The coding region runs from base 1 to 3060 and encodes 1019 amino acids. Gene Ontology annotation, cellular component: cytoplasm.
AUGGAGCCUGCACCGGCGAAGGCGAAGCCGCAGGGCCGGCUCCUGGUGUCCACGCCGCUGGACGCUAAGGAUGAACUGGAAGAGCGCCUGGAGCGUUGUGCCGGGGUGGUCCAGGCGUUGACCAAUGGGCUGUCAGAGAGAGAAGCCAAUGAUGCUCUGACUGCAAACGUGUGUAAAGGUCAACAGCAGCAUGAGGAGGUGUGCCUUGGUCUGUUCACUCUGGUCCUUACAGAGCCAACUCAGGCCCAGAGGUGUUACAGAGACCUGACCCUGGUGAACAGAGACGGGAUGAACGUGAUCCUGGUGAAAAUAAACCAAGUCCUCAUGGAGAAGUUCCUCAAACUGCAGGAUGUCCCCAGAACCCAGCUGGUGUGGCUGGUCAGAGAGCUGGUGAAGAGCGGUGUGAUGGGCGCUGACGGAGUCGUCAUGACGCUGCUGAAACAGAUUGCCGGUGGAGACAUUUCCACCAAGAACCUGUGGCUGGCCGAGAAUGUCCUCGAUAUAUUGCUGGAGCAAAAGGAGUGGGUGUUGAAGAGUGGGAUGCUCAUAGCGAUGUCGGUCUACACCUUCCUGCGCCUCAUCGUGGAUCACGGACCUCCAAACCUGCUGCCUUUGCGCCAAAAGGAAGUGGACUUCUGCAUCAGCAUGCUGAGGGAGAAGUUCAUGGAGUGUCUGAUCAUCGGCAGAGAUCUGGUCCGGCUGCUGCAGAACGUUGCUCGAAUCCCAGAGAUGGAUCUCCUCUGGAGAGACCUGCUGCACAACCCACAAGUCCUCAGCCCUCAGUUCACUGGUGUCCUGCAGCUUCUCACUGCUCGGACGUCCAGAAAGUUUUUGGCCUGCAGGCUGACCCCGGACAUGGAGACCAAGCUGCUGUUCAUGACCUCCAGGGUGCGCUUCGGCCAGCAGAAGCGCUACCAGGACUGGUUCCAGAGACAGUACCUGUCCACCGCCGAGAGCCAGUCUCUGCGCUGCGACCUGAUUCGCUACAUCUGCGGAGUGGUGCACCCGUCCAAUGAGGUGCUGAGCUCCGACAUCCUGCCGCGCUGGGCCAUCAUUGGCUGGCUGCUCACCACCUGCACAUCCAACGUGGCGGCCUCCAACGCCAAGCUGGCGCUCUUCUAUGACUGGCUGUUCUUCAACCCAGAGAAGGACAGCAUCAUGAACAUAGAGCCUGCCAUCCUGGUGAUGCAUCACUCCAUGAAGCCUCAUCCUGCCAUCACAGCCACACUGCUGGACUUCAUGUGCAGGAUCAUCCCUCACUUCUUCCCUCCACUGGAGUCUCAGGUCCGUCAGGGCGUCUUCAACUCGCUCACCUUCAUCAUGGAGAAGAGAGUGCUGGCCCACCUGGCGCCGCUGUUUGACAACCCCAAGCUGGACCGAGAGCUCCGCUCCAUGCUCAGAGAGAGGUUCCCCGAGUUCUGCAGCCCCCCCUCCCCCCCCACCGAAGUCAAGAUGGAGGAAGCUGUUUCCAUGGAGAUGGACAACCACAUGUUGGAUAAAGAGGAUGGUUGCUAUGACAACACAGAAGCUGCUUUCAGUGAUGAUGAGGAGGAAGUCAACAAUAAAGGGAAGAAGCGGGAGUUCCGGUUCCAGCCGGUCCGGGAGGCGGUGCUUGAGGAGCCGGUGGACAUCUCGCCCUGGCUGGACCAGCUGGACGACACCAUGAAGGACAAGGUGCAGCAGCUCCACAAGACCAGCGACACGGAGGCUCAGUGCGAGGUCAUGCAGGAGAUCGUGGAUCUGAUUCUGGAGGAGGACUUCGACACGGAGCAGAUGUCCGCCUUGGCCUCCUGUCUGUCUGAGCUCUUCAGGGACCACUUCAGAGGAGACGUCCUGCCGGAGGAGAUCACCGAGGAGUCCCUGGAGGACUCGGUCAGUAAGCCAGUGUGCCUGGUCUUCAGGAACCUGGUCACCAUGCAGGAGGACAACAGCGGCUUCUCCGUCCUGCUGGACCUGCUGGCCGAGCUGUACCAGAGACAGCCCCGGACCGGGUACCACCUGCUGUACUACCUGAAGGCCAGCAAGGCGGCCAACGGGAAGAUGCUGCUGUACGAGUCCUUCGCCCAGGCCACGGCGCUGGGGGACCUGCACACCUGUCUCAUGAUGGACAUGAAGGCAUGCCAGGAGGACGACGUCCGCCUGCUCUGCUACCUCACCCCGUCCAUCUACUCCGAGUUUCCCGACGAGACGCUGCGGAGCGGAGAGCUGCUCAACAUGAUCGUGGCCGUCAUCGACUCCACUCAGCUGCAGGAGCUCAUGUGCCAUGUGAUGAUGGGGAACCUGGUGAUGUUCAGGAAGGACUCGGUUCUCAACAUCCUGAUCCAGUCCCUGGACUGGGAGACCUUCGAGCAGUACAGCACCUGGCAGCUCUUCCUGGCCCACAGCAUCCCGCUGGAGACCAUCAUCCCCAUCCUGCAGCACCUCAAGUACAAGGAACACCCAGAGGCCUUGUCCUGCCUGCUGCUGCAGCUCCGAAGAGAAAAGCCCAGUGAGGAGAUGGUGAAGAUGGUCCUCAGCCGUCCCUGCCACCCUGAGGACCAGUUCACCACCAGCAUCCUGAGACACUGGACGUCCAAACAUGACGACACUCUGGGGGAGCACAUCAAGGCCCAGCUGAUCAAGAACAACAACCAGCCCCGCAAGAGACAGAGUCUCCGCAGCUCCAGCAGUAAACUGGCCCAGCUGACCCUGGAGCAGAUCCUGGAGCAUCUGGACAACCUGAGGCUGAGUCUGAGCAACAGCAAGAACAACUUCUUCACCCAGACUCCGAUCCUCCAGGCUCUGCAGCACGUUCAGGCCAGCUGUGACGAAGCACACAAGAUGAGGUUCAGCGACCUGUUCUCCCUGGCAGAGGAGUACGAGGACUCCCAGUCCAAACCCCCCAAGUCCCGCCGGAAAGCCCCCGCCUCCUCGCCGCGCUCCAGGAAGGGUGUGGCUCCGCCCACCAACGCCGAGGAGGAGAGCGCCUCCAGCAGCGCCUCGGACGAGGAGGACUCGAAGCCUAAGGCCCCGAAGAGGAAGAGGAAGGGCUCGUCGGCCGUCGGCUCGGACAGCGACUGACGGAUCUUCUGACCAAUGGCGGCGUGGCGCCGGGGCGGAGGCAGGCCCCGCCCCCUCCUUGUGGACGGGGGGGCGGAGACUCUGGACUUGGAACUGAUGCCGUUUCCAUGGAAACCGGCCGGUCUCAUUUCCCACAAUGCACUGGGGGGAAGAGUGGCUUUUAACAGACGUGAUGAAGAUGAAGAUGGACUCGGUGUUGUUUUUUACGCUCUGGAGGCUCUUACUGUGGAGGGGUGUGGCUUCCUGUCCUGCAGUAAAGCUUCUACCAACGC